UAUUAAACCAAUAAACAAAAUAAUGAGACGUGUUCAAGAAGCUUACCUACGCGAUCCCCCCUCUCAAAAGUUGGACAAGUUUUUUGACGAUUUAUUCAGUGAAGCAUUGCAAUGUGUCAACGAAUCUUACCAGUGGCCAACCACUUCACAAACUAGUGGUGUGACUGUAAGGCAAAAGCCGCGCCAAAAUGACCACGACCACAAGAUUCUUCAACGAAGCAGUGUACAUUCCGAAGUCACCUACGAUCAGUUACGCGAACUCUUGUUCGUCAACCAUUCACUCAACGAAACCAAGUACGUCGAACUUAUGGUGGAAGCCAAGGAACUGUUUGCCCUAUCAUCCCAACAUAACAAUAAGAAUACCCCAAAACAAGCCGCUGGCGGUGGAGCAGGAACAGGAGGAGCUGCGGGCGUAUAUUGGCUAGGGUUCAAAGCAACCCUGGCUUCAAGUCGUGAAUUUAUUGAAUUAGUCGCCACACGUGAACAAAAGGACGAGACGAACGGAUUACGUGAGUUUUUUGUCGUGUCAAAACCUGUUGAGCCAACCAAUUUGCGGCCAGUGCGUAAUUACGUUCGUGGAUGUUACGAGGCUUGGGAACGGGUACGCGAAUUGCAAGAUGGCGAAGUCGAGUGGACGUGUAUCCAACGGUCAGAUCCAGGUGGAUGGGUGCCGCGAUGCUUAUCCGAUUGGAUCAUCGCUAAAGAGUUUCAUAAAGAUGUGGGAUCUAUUAUUCAUUAUAUUGCCGAAAAUAACACAAAGAAGUCUUCACACAUGAAUGAUUCUGCUACCAAGGUUCAUUAACAAGCAAUGAAAAACGAUACAUAUCAAUAAAUGCAG
Molecule: messenger RNA, 838 nt
Organism: Zychaea mexicana
Lineage: Eukaryota; Fungi; Mucoromycota; Mucoromycetes; Mucorales; Lichtheimiaceae
Exons: 1
Coding region: 23-802 (259 amino acids)
Source: RefSeq, a predicted model, not a curated record